Messenger RNA from Cucurbita maxima (winter squash), 2275 nucleotides. RefSeq names its product wall-associated receptor kinase-like 14. The record is from RefSeq and is a predicted model, not a curated record. Gene Ontology annotation, molecular function: ATP binding; protein kinase activity. The transcript has 2 exons. Lineage: Eukaryota; Viridiplantae; Streptophyta; Magnoliopsida; Cucurbitales; Cucurbitaceae. The coding region runs from base 137 to 2173 and encodes 678 amino acids. Gene Ontology annotation, biological process: protein phosphorylation.
UUAGUUAAUGGUUGAAUUUAAAAAAUAUAUAGGAUUAGGAUGAACAGGCAAAUGUUUUGAUAACCUUUCCCCCUUCCGCCUUCCUCUUGCUUUAGCUCCACACUUAGCAUCCCUUUUCCAUCGAACACAUUCUCAAAUGCCAAGAAAAUUCAUCAAUUUCCCACAAAAUUCAAUCCAAACACCAAUAUUUUUACUUCUUCUAGCGUUAACACUCAAAGCAGAGGCUGAAUGUUCAAAAUCAUGUAGUCCCAACCACAUCCCAUAUGAUUUUCCCUACCCAUUCGGCUUCUCCGCCGGCUGCGCAAUCCGCUUGGACUGCAAUCACGACGGCGCCGCCACGAUCGGGGAAUUCCCUGUCCAAUUAAUCAACUCCGACCACAUCAAAGUCGUUAUCAAAGCCAAAUGCAACCGCCGUUUGCACACAAUCCGCCAAUUCUUCAGCCCCCACUACGCCCCAACGGCCAACAACGCCAUUCUUUUACAAAACUGUUCGUCUCCGAUUUCGACUUGCCUUUUACCCACCACGAUGGUUCAGACCAAAUUCGAAUCCCCCGAUUGCUCUGUUAAUCGCACUAGCAUAAGCUGCUACACCCAAAACAACACCGCUUCCGCCGCUUUCUUGGACUUCAAAAACCUCACCGGAACCAACUGCGAUUACCUUCUCUCGUCCAUUUCCGCGGAGGCGCUCAACAGCAACACCUCUGCUGGAAUUUCUCUGGAGAUUCAGACUGUGGAUCUGGGUUGGUGGCUGCAGGGGCCCUGCCGCCAGUCCUGCCAUAAAGAUGCUAACUGUACGGAGCUUAUAUCGCCGAGUGACGGGAAGCUGUCUCAUCGGUGCCGCUGCCGGGAAGGGUUGGUCGGCGACGGGUAUUUGACCGGCACUGGCUGCCGGAAAGCUUCAAAUUGCUAUGCCACUAAGUACACUCUCGCCCAAUGCGGAACAUCAACAACUGCCACAAGAACCGCCGUCCUCGUCGGAACUAUAAUCGCCGGAGCCUUCCUCCUCGUUACUCUCCUUCUAUUCUGCUGCUUCAUCCGCCGUCGUUCCAAUCUCAAAUCUAUACACCUCAACAAAAUCACCAAACGCCGCCUCGCAGAAGCCACAACCGACGCCGGCGUAUCCACCAUCCACCUCUACACCUACAAAGAGAUCCUAAAAGCCACCCAUAACUUCUCCGAGGACUACCGCCUUGGCACCGGCGCAUACGCCUCCGUCUACGUCGGGAAAUUACGCGGCGAAUGGGUCGCAAUUAAACGCCUAAAAAAUCGAGACCCCGAUACUAUCCAACAAGUUUUAAACGAAAUCAACCUCAUCUCAUCUGUCAGCCACCCUAACCUCGUCCGCCUCCUUGGCUGCUCCAUGGAAUCCGGCGACCAAAUCCUCGUCUACGAAUUCAUGCCCAACGGCACUCUGUUCCAACAUUUACAGAAACAGAGGGGCACCGGCCUCCCCUGGCUUGUCCGCCUCAAUAUCGCCGUCGAAACCGCUAAUGCAAUCGCUCAUCUCCAUUCUGCAAUUAACCAUCCGAUCUUCCACAGAGACAUUAAAUCCAGUAACAUAUUACUUGAUCAUAAUCUCAAAUCGAAAGUGGCGGAUUUCGGGCUUUCGAGAUUGGGGAUGGCCGAAAUUUCUCACAUUUCCACGGCGCCUCAGGGGACACCGGGAUAUCUCGAUCCGCAGUACCAUCAGGAUUUUCAUCUCUCCGACAAGAGCGACGUGUACAGCUUCGGCGUAGUCCUUGUCGAAUUGAUCACCGCCAUGAAAGUGGUGGAUUUCUGCCGGCCGAAAGACGAGGUCAAUUUGGCCGGUCUGGCAGUCGAUCGGAUCGGGAAUGGGCAGCUGAGAGUAAUUGUUGACCCGUUAAUGGAGAUGGAGUUAGACGAAUGGGGAAGUUCGUCGGUGGAGAAGGUGGGGGAGGUGGCGUUCAGAUGCCUGGCGUUUAAUCGGGAUGUAAGACCGUCGAUGGUAGAGGUGGCGGCGGAGCUGGAGGAGAUACGGCGGAGCAGGUGGGAUAAAGGGGGAGUGAAGUGUAAGGAAAUAGUUGAAAGUGGAAGCUGGAAGUCUAGCCAUGGAGGAGGGGAUUACUUUUCCAGAGGCUCAGUCCAAGAUUCGUGGCAGAGUGAACCGAGCUCACCAUCUUCCAAUAGUUUGUUAAAUAAUAUUCCUUUAUGAUCCAAGUUUUUCUCCUUGUUUGUGGCGUAAUUCCAAUCUCAAAAAAUAUGUAAAUAUUUGAAUGAAUUAGGUUUCAAUCCAGGGUCACUUUAGAACACAAAA